AUGCCGGAGUUUUUACCUCAACUAUCAAAGGACGAGAUUGAAGAGGUCACAGAGGUGUUCGACCUUUUCGAUUUCUGGGAUGGUCGUGAUGGCGCCGUCGACGCUGCCAAGACCGGCGACAUGUUGUACUGUCUGGGCCUCAACCCUACCAUGACCACCAUCAUGAAGAACGGAGGUGUGGAGAAGUUUGGAGAGAAGAACUACAAACUGGAGGAGUUCCUGCCCAUCUAUCAGACCGUCAUGCAGAUCAAGGACACAGGCACCUACGCCGACUUCAUGGAGGCUUUCAAGACAUUCGACAGAGAGGGUCAGGGCUUCAUCUCAUCUGCUGAGUUGAGGCACGUUCUGACAUCUCUGGGAGACCGACUGACCGACACCCAGAUGGACGACAUCAUAAAGUGCACCGACUUGAGAGAAGAUCUGGAGGGCAACGUCAAGUACGAGGACUUCAUCUCCAAGGUCAUGGCCGGACCCUACCCAGACAAAUAA
Haliotis rubra (blacklip abalone) is the source of this 489-nucleotide messenger RNA. RefSeq names its product myosin, essential light chain, adductor muscle-like. Bases 1 to 489 code for a protein of 162 amino acids. The record is from RefSeq and is a predicted model, not a curated record. The transcript has 2 exons. Gene Ontology annotation, molecular function: calcium ion binding. Lineage: Eukaryota; Metazoa; Mollusca; Gastropoda; Lepetellida; Haliotidae. Gene Ontology annotation, cellular component: muscle myosin complex.